Messenger RNA from Cavia porcellus (domestic guinea pig), 1809 nucleotides. RefSeq names its product PWP1 homolog, endonuclein (gene Pwp1). Gene Ontology annotation, molecular function: protein binding. The transcript is spliced from 15 exons. Bases 90 to 1592 code for a protein of 500 amino acids. Gene Ontology annotation, cellular component: nucleus. NCBI's taxonomy places the organism in Eukaryota, Metazoa, Chordata, Mammalia, Rodentia, Caviidae. The record is from RefSeq and is a predicted model, not a curated record. Gene Ontology annotation, biological process: rRNA processing.
GCGGCGCCUGCGAGUGACGUUGGUCGUGCGACCGCGCAUUUCCUGCAGUGGCUCAGUCUACUGCCUGAGAGCUCCUGGAGCAGGGGACUAUGAACCGCAGCCGCCAGGUGACGUGCGUGGCCUGGGUCCGCUGCGGCGUGGCCAAAGAGACGCCGGACAAGGUAGAGCUAAGUAAAGAUGAAGUAAAGCGUCUCAUUGCUGAAGCAAAGGAAAAGUUACAAGAUGAUGGUGGCAGCGAUGAGGAGGAGGCAGGCAGCCCUUCAGAAGACAGCAUGCAGAGCGCCCGAACUCAGGCAAGACCACGGGAGCCCCUGGAGGAUGGCGGCCCUGAGGAUGACCGCACUCUGGAUGCCGAUGAGCUGGCUGAGUACGACCUCGACAGAUACGAUGACGAUAACGACCCAGAUGCAGAGACGCUGGGCGAAUCUCUCUUGGGGCUUACAGUCUAUGGCAGCAAUGAUCAAGAUCCUUACGUUACCCUGAAAGACACGGAACAAUAUGAACGAGAUGACUUCUUGAUCAAGCCUAGUGACAAUCUCAUAGUUUGUGGCCGAGCUGAACAGGAGCAGUGCAAUCUCGAGGUGCACAUUUAUAACCAAGAGGAGGACUCAUUCUACGUGCACCACGACAUCCUCCUGUCUGCGUAUCCUCUGAGCGUGGAGUGGCUGAAUUUUGAUCCCAGCCCAGAUGAUUCCACUGGAAAUUAUAUUGCUGUGGGAAAUAUGACCCCUGUCAUUGAAGUAUGGGACCUUGAUAUCGUGGACUCUUUAGAGCCGGUUUUCACACUUGGGAAUAAGCUUUCUAAAAAGAAGAAAAAGAAAGGAAAGAAGAGUUCCUCCUCCGAGGGGCACACAGACGCCGUCCUUGACCUCUCGUGGAAUAAGCUCAUCAGGAACGUGCUGGCGAGCGCAUCGGCGGACAGCACCGUCAUUUUGUGGGACAUGGCCCUGGGGAAGGCUGCGGCCAGCCUCGCCGUGCACACAGACAAGGUGCAGACUCUGCAGUUCCACCCAUUCGAAGCCCAGACCCUCAUCUCGGGAUCUUACGAUAAGUCGGUGGCGCUGUACGACUGCCGGAGUCCAGACGAGACCCAUCGCGUGUGGCGCUUCAGCGGGCAGAUAGAGCGGGUGACCUGGAAUCCCUUCGCCCCCUGUCACUUUCUGGCCAGCACCGAUGAUGGCUUCGUGUACGAUCUUGAUGCGAGGUCAGAUAAACCAGUAUUCACACUCAACGCACACAAUGACGAGAUCUCUGGGCUCGAGCUGAGCAGUCAGAUCAAGGGCUGCCUGGUGACGGCAUCAGCAGACAAGUACGUGAAGAUCUGGGACAUCCUGGGCGACAGGCCAAGUCUGGUCCACUCCAGGGACAUGAAGAUGGGUGUCCUCUUCUGCGCCUCGUGCUGCCCUGAUCUGCCAUUUGUCUAUGCCUUUGGGGGUCAGAAGGAAGGCCUGCGCGUCUGGGACAUUAGCACCGUGUCUUCAGUAAACGAAGCCUUCGGAAGACGAGAGAGGCUCGUUCUCGGCAGUGCCAGAGGCUCGGCUGUCAGCGGCCCUUUCAGGGACAGGAGCACGGAGACCCCGAUGGAGUCCUAGUGGUGGCACGCCACUGCCCGUGUGUCCCUGGCCGGGGGCUGUGCACAGCUGCAGCUGUGGGAGGGGUGACAGCGGUGACAGCAGCUCUUUGAUCCUCCCUGGCUGCCUCCAUCUACCACUGGACAGCAACGCGUGGGGCUUCAUGCCUGCCUCGAGUGGGUGCUAUGUUGUGUCCUUGUAUUUUCAACGAUAAUUUAAAAAUUGUUUUUAAACUGUU